Messenger RNA from Teleopsis dalmanni, 1480 nucleotides. RefSeq names its product probable G-protein coupled receptor B0563.6. The record is from RefSeq and is a predicted model, not a curated record. Gene Ontology annotation, molecular function: G protein-coupled receptor activity. Gene Ontology annotation, cellular component: membrane. Lineage: Eukaryota; Metazoa; Arthropoda; Insecta; Diptera; Diopsidae. The transcript is spliced from 9 exons. Gene Ontology annotation, biological process: G protein-coupled receptor signaling pathway. The coding region runs from base 112 to 1410 and encodes 432 amino acids.
UUAAAAACAAUGCGUGUUCCUCCUGUGACGUUGAAAGCACGGAAUUUGUAAUUCAAAUUAGUAGACAAAAAAAUUCGUUAAAUAUAUUCGGAAAUUAUUUACAUAAAAACUAUGAUAACAAGACUUUACAACACGGAAGAAGACCCCGCUUUGUGUUCAAUAAUUUGGGGUGCUAAUUUAACGGCAACGUCUGGCGGUCGUAACGGUAAUGCGGAUGGAAUAAGCGCAACACCAACUUUGGAUGGAAAUUUUGGGAACAGCGGUGAUAAUUUACGUGAUGACUUUUUCAUCGCAAAUGAGAGUGUGGAGGACCCACGUACAGAAGCGUUACGUGAAUACUCAUAUGGCAUUAUUUUGCCUAUUAUCUGCGCGCUCGGCAUCAUUGGCAAUGUGCUAAAUCUGAUUGUACUUACACGCAGGAAUAUGCGGGGCACGGCCUACAUUUACAUGAGAGCAUAUUCUACAGCAGCGUUACUUGCAAUAGUUUUUGCUAUUCCUUUUGGUAUACGAAUGCUUGUGCACAAGGACAGAGGACAAUGGGAAGAGUUUGGUCCAGCUUUCUACACAGCACACUUAGAAUUAUUUUUAGGCAAUGGCUGUUUAGGUGUUGGUGUUAUGAUGCUUUUGGUGCUUACAAUUGAGCGUUAUGUGUCCGUGUGUCAUCCAAGUUUUACACGUCCUGUGAUGGGACCACCAGGUCUGAUUGUAUUUUUAACAACGCUGGUCACCUUUAUCAUUUAUAUGCCAAGCGUGUUUCGCGGUGAACUCAUCAAAUGUGAGCUGCAGGCAGAUGGCAAUUUAGUAUAUUUUCGUCGGGAUAAUAAUGCAUUCCUUCGAACUAUUUUCUAUUCAGUUUACAAAGUUAUGCUGGAGGUGAUAUUUAAAUUGAUUCCCACCGUUCUGAUUGCGGGCCUCAAUUUGCGUAUUAUGAUGGUGUAUCGUCAAACUUGCGAAAAGCGACGUAAAAUGAUACUAACGCGUUCCACCUACAUUAAGGAUGAUGAUCCACGUAAAUUCGCAGAAGAACGAAGACUAUUUUUACUUUUAGGAAGUACAUCUAUUUUAUUUCUGUUAUGUGUUUCGCCAAUGGCCAUUUUGCACAUGACAAUUGCAUCUGAAGUUUUACCAAGUUUUUCAUUUCAGGUGUUUCGGGCACUAGCCAAUCUCAUGGAACUAACAAACUACUCUAUCACCUUCUACAUAUAUUGCCUAUUCAGUGAGGACUUUCGCAAUACCCUAAUGCGUACAAUUAAAUGGCCUUGGAUUAAAACAAAAUUAUGUCACCAAGUGGAUGAGGUUUCCACAAAAGCGACGCCACUAAUGAAUUUUGAUAAAAUUGCGUUGCGUAAUCAUCAUAUAACGACCACAUCUGGUGUGUGCACCGGAAUGGGCCGCUCGAGCAGCAUAUGAUGCAUUGAUAAUUAUUUGACUGCGUGUUAAACUCCUAUUAUGACACUAUAUAUAUACACACACAUCUAUA